This is a messenger RNA of Hirsutella rhossiliensis, 4092 nucleotides long. Its product is annotated as hydantoinase b/oxoprolinase domain-containing protein. Gene Ontology annotation, molecular function: 5-oxoprolinase (ATP-hydrolyzing) activity. Gene Ontology annotation, cellular component: cytosol. Gene Ontology annotation, biological process: glutathione metabolic process. The coding region runs from base 1 to 4092 and encodes 1363 amino acids. The transcript has 2 exons. The record is from RefSeq and is a predicted model, not a curated record. Lineage: Eukaryota; Fungi; Ascomycota; Sordariomycetes; Hypocreales; Ophiocordycipitaceae.
AUGGCGGCCACACCAGCCUCGACCAAGGCACGCGGAAUUCGCAUCUCGAUCGACCGGGGCGGGACUUUUACCGACUGCGUCGGCGAGCACAAUGGCAAAGAGCUCGUCAUCAAGCUCCUCUCCGAGGACCCGGGCAAGUAUGUCGACGCUCCUCUCGAGGGGAUCCGGCGCAUCUUGAGUCACUUCCUUGGCAAGGAGCUUCCCCGUGGCCAGCCUCUCGAUACCUCUCCCAUCGACUCGAUUCGUAUGGGCACCACCGUCGCCACCAACGCCCUGCUCGAGCGCAAGGGCGAGGACAUUGCCUUGGUCGUCACAAAGGGCUUCCGUGACUGCCUCAACAUUGGCAACCAGUCCCGCCCUCGCAUCUUUGACCUCGCCAUCUGCAAGCCCGAUGUUCUUUACAAGACGGUCGUCGAGAUUGAUGAGCGCGUCACUCUCGAGGACUACGCCGAAGAUCCUGAGCGUACAACCACACAGCCUCAAGCCCAGGCCGCUGCCGGUGGGGAGCCACAACAGGACGGCGUCCAGCUCGUCCGUGGCUUAUCCGGCGAGACAGUGCGCAUCCUCAAGAGGCCAAGCGACGACGACAUCCGCCAGAAACUACGCCAUGUCUACGACAGCGGCAUCCAGAGCAUCGCCGUCUGUCUCAUGCAUGGCUACACCUUCCCGGAUCACGAGGCUCGUGUCGGCCGCAUUGCCAAACAGAUAGGCUUCACCCAUGUCUCACUCAGCCACGAGCUCAUGCCCAUGGUCAAGCUGGUGCCGCGCGCCACAUCCGUCUGCGCAGAUGCCUACCUGACCCCGGCGAUCAGGAGGUACAUUGACGGGUUCCAGGCCGGUUUCGAGGGCGGGCUCGGGACCCGUGGAGUGGCGCAAUCAGAAGGACUUAAAGGCGCCCGGUGCGAGUUCAUGCAGAGCGACGGCGGCCUCGUCGACGUGGACAAGUUCACGGGCUUAAAGGCCAUUCUCUCCGGGCCGGCCGGUGGGGUCGUCGGCUAUGCCAUUACCUCCUACGACCAAGAGACCAAGACGCCUAUUAUCGGGUUCGACAUGGGGGGGACUUCGACCGACGUCUCCCGCUACGGCGAGGGCCGCUAUGAGCAUGUUUUCGAGACGACUAUCGCCGGGGUUACCGUGCAGUCCCCCCAGCUCGACAUCAACACCGUCGCCGCUGGGGGCGGAUCUCGCCUCUUCUUCCGUAACGGCCUCUUUGCCGUCGGGCCUGAGUCGGCCGGCGCCCACCCCGGCCCGGCAUGCUAUCGCAAAGGCGGGCCCCCAACAGUCACCGAUGCUAACCUCUAUCUGGGCCGCCUGUUGCCCGAAUUCUUCCCAAGGAUCUUUGGCAAGAACGAGGACGAGGGCCUAGAUCCCGAAGCAAGCAAACGCGUGCUGCAGGAGCUGGCGGACCAGGUCAACAAGGAGACGGGCCAAAAUCUGACCGUAGACGAGGUCGCCUACGGAUUCCUGACUGUGGCAAACGAGACCAUGACGAGACCCAUCCGGUCAAUCACAGAGGCCAAGGGUCACGACUCGUCCAAGCACCGGUUGGCGACGUUUGGCGGCGCCGGAGGCCAGCACGCCGUAGCAAUCGCGCAAUCGCUGGGCAUCCGCCAGAUCCUCUUGCACCGCCACUCAUCCGUCCUCUCGGCCUACGGCAUGGCCCUUGCCGAUGUGGUCGACGAGCGCCAAGAACCAGACUCGGCCGUCUGGGAGGAUGGGGGCGGUGUCGUCGACAAGUUGCGACGAAAAAUGGAGCGACUCAAGGACAAGUCGCGCGGGGCGCUGCGGGACCAGGGCUUCGACGACGGCGAGGUGGAAUUUGAAGAAUACCUCAACAUGCGCUACCGCGGCACUGAGUCUGCCCUCAUGAUUGUCAAGCCAUCCACCCCCGCCGAAUGGGAUUUUGGCAAGGCCUUUGUCGAGCACCACCGCUACGAGUUUGGCUUUACCUUGGACGAGCGGGACAUUAUCGUCGACGACGUGCGCGUCCGUGGCAUCGGCAAGAGCUUCCGCCAUCAGGAGCCGACGGUGGACCAGCAGCUCAAGAGGGUCGAGCGCCGCCAGGUGGUAGAGGGAAAGCAGCACGGCGCCCAGGACGUCUAUUUUGAGGGCGGCAGGCUCCCGACUCCAAUCUACAAGCUCGAGAACCUCGAGGUUGGCGAUGUUGUCAGCGGCCCCGCUGUUCUGGCAGACGGGACGCAGACCAUUAUCGUGACUCCCAAGACCAAAGCUCUCAUCAUCGAGACGCACGUCGUGAUCGACAUAGAGCAUGAGAACUCAAAGGACGAAUCCCGCAAGGACGAGUCCGGCCCCGGCAAGGUCGACCCCAUUAUGCUUAGCAUCUUUGGGCACCGGUUCAUGGCCAUUGCAGAACAAAUGGGCCGCGCUCUGCAAAAGACGAGCGUCAGCACAAACGUGAAGGAGCGUCUAGACUUUUCGUGCGCCAUUUUUGACGCCCAAGGAGCCCUCGUGGCCAAUGCGCCUCACCUGCCUGUCCACCUCGGGUCCAUGUCAACGUGUGUCAGGACGCAGGCCCAGAUAUGGAAGGAUAGGCUCCGAAAGGGAGACGUCAUCAUCACCAACCACCCAUCAUAUGGAGGCACUCACUUGCCUGACAUUACGCUCGUGAUGCCCGCCUUUGACGCCCGGGGCGAAAACGUACUGUUCUACGCCGCCUCGAGGGCGCACCACGCCGACAUUGGCGGCAUUACCGCCGGCAGCAUGCCCCCGCACUCGCGUGAGCUCUUCCAGGAGGGCGCCGCGAUCCGCAGCGAAAAGCUCGUCAGCGGCGGCAAGUUUGACGAGCAGCGCGUCGUCCAGCUCCUUUAUGACGAGCCUGCCAAGUAUUCUGGCUGCAGCGGCACGCGCUGUCUCGCGGACAACAUCAACGACCUGCGCGCUCAGGUCUCAGCCAACCAAAAGGGCAUUUCGUUGAUCGAAGGCCUGAUAGACGAAUACGGGGAGGAGACGGUCCAGUUCUACAUGAUCAACAUCCAGGACAACGCUGAACGGUGCGUCCGCAAGCUCCUCAAGGACGUGCAUCGACGCUUCGAGGGAAGAGACCUCUCUGGCGUUGACUACAUGGACGACGGAUCUCCCAUCCAGCUCCGUAUCAAAAUCGACCCCAACGACGGCAGCGCCGAAUUCGACUUUGAGGGCACCGGCCCGGAAGUCUACGGCAAUAUCAAUGCGCCCCAAGCCAUCACGUAUAGCGCCAUCAUCUAUUGCCUCCGCUGUCUCGUCUCCGAGGACAUUCCCCUUAAUCAAGGCUGUCUCAAGCCGAUCAACGUCAAGAUCCCGCACAAGUCCAUCCUCUCGCCGUCACCGGGCGCCGCGGUGGUCGGUGGCAAUGUCUUGACCAGCCAGCGCAUCACCGACGUCAUCUUCAAAGCAUUCCAGGCUUGUGCCGCCAGUCAGGGAUGCUGCAACAACCUAACCUUUGGCUUCGGCGGGAAUCAGUCCGGCGAGCAGGCCGUCAGGGGCUUCGGUUACUACGAGACCAUUGCGGGCGGCAGCGGCGCGGGACCGGAUUGGGAGGGCGCGUCGGGCGUCCACGUUCACAUGACCAACACCCGCAUCACCGACUCGGAGAUUCUCGAGCGGCGCUACCCGGUCUUGUUGCGGGAGUUUUCCAUCCGCAAAGGCUCCGGAGGCGCGGGCCAGCACCGCGGGGGCGACGGCGUCAUCCGCGACAUCGAGUUCCGCAUCCCGCUUCAAGUCUCCAUCCUCUCGGAACGCCGGGUGUAUCGCCCAUACGGCCUCAACGGCGGCGAGGACGGCGCCUGCGGCCUGAAUCUCUGGGUGCGCAAGGUGGAAAAGACCGACUGGGACCGAUCGCUCGCGCGGUUCCACGACAGCGGCGACAAAGACGAUGACGAGGUGGGCAAGGAGUACGAGGAGCGUCACAUCAACCUUGGUGCCAAGAACAGCGCGGCAAUGAAGGCCGGCGAUCGCAUCAUCGUGUGUACGCCCGGCGGAGGGGGCUGGGGAGCCGCGGGCGAGGCGAGCGUGGCCCAGAAACGGCUCGAUCACACGGACGGCUGGCGGAAGGGGAGCGUUGCGGCGAGAGAGGAGACAGCGCUGCAGGCGUAA